Cuculus canorus (common cuckoo) is the source of this 4426-nucleotide messenger RNA. RefSeq names its product polycystin 2 like 1, transient receptor potential cation channel (gene PKD2L1). Gene Ontology annotation, cellular component: membrane. Gene Ontology annotation, molecular function: muscle alpha-actinin binding; calcium-activated potassium channel activity; calcium channel activity. The record is from RefSeq and is a predicted model, not a curated record. Gene Ontology annotation, biological process: detection of mechanical stimulus; potassium ion transmembrane transport. The coding region runs from base 1 to 2541 and encodes 846 amino acids. The transcript is spliced from 15 exons. NCBI's taxonomy places the organism in Eukaryota, Metazoa, Chordata, Aves, Cuculiformes, Cuculidae.
AUGAGCUCAUCUCACCUAAACAAAGGAGCUGAGAGCCAGUUUCGAGCCUCAGAGGAGCAUGAGCUGGAGGCAGUGGGGAAAAAAGCUUGGGAUAAUCCUGUUUACAAUGGCUCUCCCUCUACCUCUUUGAAGAUUAAAGCCAUCUACAACCCCAAGUCCAUCCUGGAGAAUCCCUAUGAGAACUUUGAAGAGGCAGGGGAUGCACUGACGUACCAGGAAAAGCAGAGCAAAGCUGUGGAUGGGAAGACAAGUCGUUUCCUCAAGUGCUGCUCCUAUAUCUUCAGAGGCAUCCGAGGUCUGUGGGGCACUACACUGACUGAGAACACAGCUGAAAACAGAGAGCUUUAUGUGAAGACCACACUGCGAGAGCUGCUAGUCUAUAUUGUGUUCUUGGUUGACAUCUGUCUACUGACAUAUGGAAUGACAAGUUCCAGUGCCUAUUACUACACCAAAGUGAUGUCUGAGCUCUUCCUGCAGACCUCUACGGACAGCCGUGUCUCCUUCCAGUCCAUCAGCAGCAUGGCUGACUUCUGGGUGUAUGCACAAGGCCCCCUCCUGGAUAAUCUUUACUGGACAAAGUGGUACAACAAUGAGUCCCUAGCAGCUCACAGCAGCCAGUCAUACAUCUAUUAUGAGAACCUUCUGCUGGGUGUCCCACGCAUACGACAACUGAAGGUGAAGAACAAUUCCUGUGUGGUCCAUGAUGACUUCAAGGAGGAAAUCUCAGGCUGCUAUGAUGUAUACUCAGAUGACAAGGAGGAAAGGGUCUCCUUUGGACUCAUCAAUGGAACGGCAUGGAAGUACCAUUCUGAGGAGGAGCUGGGUGGCUCAUCUCACUGGGGAAGAGUAACUAGUUACAGUGGGGGUGGAUAUUACAUAGACCUCAAGUUGACCAAAGAAGAGAGUGCUGAAGCCCUGCAAAUCUUGAAGGAGAAGUUGUGGUUGGAUCGGGGCACACGAGUUGUCUUCAUUGAUUUCUCUGUGUAUAAUGCAAAUAUCAACCUAUUCUGUGUUCUGAGGUUAGUGGUCGAGUUUCCAGCCACUGGUGGUGCCAUUCCCUCCUGGCAAAUACGGACAGUCAAGCUUAUACGAUAUGUCAGCGCGUGGGACUUCUUCAUUGUUGCCUGUGAAACUGUCUUCUGUGUCUUCAUCUUCUACUAUGUGGUGGAGGAGAUCUUGGAGCUGCGUAUCCACAGGCUUCAGUACUUCACCAGCAUCUGGAACAUUCUGGAUUUGGUUGUCAUUCUGCUAUCCAUCGUCGCUAUUGGUUUCCACAUCUUUCGCACCAUUGAAGUAAACAGACUGUUGGGAGAGUUGCUGAAACACCCUGACACUUAUGCAGACUUCGAGUUCCUGGCGUUCUGGCAGACACAGUACAACAAUAUGAAUGCAGUCAACUUAUUCUUUGCCUGGAUCAAGAUAUUCAAGUAUAUUAGCUUUAACAAAACCAUGACCCAGCUCUCCUCCACUCUGGCACGUUGUGCCAAGGACAUCCUGGGCUUUGCCAUUAUGUUCUUCAUUGUCUUCUUUGCCUAUGCCCAGCUGGGUUACCUUCUUUUUGGGACACAAGUGGAAAACUUCAGUACCUUUGUUAAAUGCAUCUUUACCCAAUUCCGGAUCAUUCUCGGUGAUUUUGACUACAAUUCCAUUGACAAUGCCAACAGGGUUCUUGGGCCUAUUUACUUUGUCACCUAUGUGUUCUUUGUUUUCUUUGUGCUCCUGAACAUGUUUCUGGCCAUCAUCAAUGACACGUACUCAGAAGUCAAGGAGGAGCUUUCAAGCCAGAAGGAUGAGCUGCAGCUCUCAGACAUUUUGAAGCAGAGCUACAACCGGACACUCAUGAAGCUGAAGCUGAAGAAAGAGCGGAUUUCUGAUGUGCAGAAAGCACUGCAGAAUGGAACAAAAGAACUGAACUUUGAAGACUUUAAGAACAGCUUGAAGGAACUGGGCCACGCAGACCAUGAGAUCACAGCAGCCUUCUCCACAUUCGACAAAGAUGGCAAUCACAUUCUUGAUGAAGAGGAGCAACAGCAGAUGAAGCAUGACCUGGAGGCAAAAAGGGUUGCUCUGAAUACAGAGAUUGAAAAUUUGGGGAAAUCCUAUGGUGAUGACAACCUGGAUGAGAAUCUGACCUACGUGGAAGCAAGGAAUAACCCUGCCAAUAAGGCCAGCUGGGUCUCCAGAGAAGAAUUUCAAGUCAUCCUGAAACGUGUGCUGAAGCUGGAACAGUCCAUGAACAGCAUUAGCUCCAAGAUUGAUGCAGUGAUGAACAAGCUAGACAUCCUGGAAAGAAACAAACUGAAGCAGAAGGACAUGUUGGGCAAGCCGCUAGAUAAUGCUAGCAAGGAGGAAGAAUGCAGUCAGGAAGAGCUGCUCCUCCAGAGCCUAGACCAGCUGGGGAAAGAAAAAGCUGGAAGCCAGGGAAUGGGAUGUGUACGGGGAAAUAACCAAAAUGGGGUCUACCCCAUCUUGCCCAAAACAAGUGUGCUGGGAUCUCAGAUGCCCAAAACCAUCCAGCCGCAGUCUGAUGUGCGCUUCUAAAGAACAGCCCAGUGCUCUCAGUCUGCCUCCUCUCAGUCACUGUCAGUCAUUUCCCCACUGUUAGAAAAAUCAGGACAGAUGGUUGCAGAUACCACUGUUGCCAGGAACUGGAGAUGUGAAAAGUCAGGGAUGUCCUUUUUCCAGCAUAAUGAUGUGUAAUGUCACUGAGCUAGAAUUUCUGGCCCCUGUAUGUCUGGAUUAGGUAGAAAUAUGAAACCAAGUAUUGUAUUGGUUUUCAGCCUCCAAAUAGGACGAUGCAAAGUCCUUUAUGCUUUCCCAAAAAGCAGAGACAUCAGAAUUCUGUGAACACUUAUGUCCAGAGUGGCACAUUGCAACUUGUUCUCUAUGCACACAAUUGUCUGCAGGACAAAGAUGUAGUAAUCACACAAACAAAAAAAGAAUAUAAUAGUUAAUGCGAGAUGGAAAGGAGAAACUUAGCUAUUUGUGUCUAACUGGUUACCAGUAGUUUUGUUCUGUUGUACUUUGUUUCCAGAACACUUUGGUAACCCUCUCUGUAUCUUAGAUUCAGAUGUUGAGAAAAAGAGUAUGCUAACACCUUAUUCUGGGUAACUAAAAUGAGAGCUGGAGGAGAUCUGAAAUAUGAACGGAGAAGCAGUUGUUAGUGGUAGAGUCAGAGGUCUGAGUAUUAGGGAAUAGCACUCUGGUUACAUGGUUUCUAACACAGCUGUAGACACUAAGAAGUCUUUGUUGCCUAUUUUCACACUCCUUAAAUUGCAUUUCAAGGUAUAAUACUUCACAAACCAGUAUCAUGUAUAAAAAGUUGCUACAUUUUUCAUAUUUGUCAAGGAAACAAUUUUGUUUGCACUUGUGGGUGCUGACACCAUUUCAGUUUAGGAAUAUUGUGGAAAUAAGGUGAAUGUUAGUUUUGCAAUCACAUGUAAAAUGCUUCCGUUCCAGGCAUUUUUCACUUUGUAAGGCUUCUCAUUCCUUGUAGUCGGUGCAGACUGUUGGGCUAUUACAGAACUGCUGUAAAUGUAAUUCAAAUAUUUAGUCCCCUUCUGAGCUGUGCCAAACGUCUGCAGGACCAGCACUACAGAUAAGUCGCCCACUGAGGCAGGGAUGCCGCAGCCACUGCAGCGAAGCUCAAGAAUCCUGCGGGCACUACACACCAGGAAGCCACCUCUACCACCCUGCUGCUUUCUGCAUAGGGACCCUUGUAAGUGUUGGGGAAGGCAGGUGAGGCAAGAGGACAAUGUUGUGGCAGCUGGGCUUGGAUCCACGGGACAGUGACCAUCAGCCUUGGGCAAGCAGGUUACAGGUAAUGUGGGAUUCUUUUUAGGGCAGCGGGAGGAGCAAAAUAGUUGUGUUUGUGCUGCAAGGUUAGUUCAUGUCUGAAUCCCAGGAAACCACCUUUCUCCAGCAAAGGGAAAGCCUGGAGUCCCCACAGGCACAUUGCAGCUGGGAGAGAUGUCUGCCCCUCACUCUGCCUGUCCAUGGCAAUCACAGGAGCAGCAAGCCCGGCUUGCCAAGGUUCCCCUCUUCCCAGUGACAAGAGCUUGUCAGCCUCUUCUCCUUUGAGGUGAGAGGCAACAGUCAGCCUGCCCUCCUGAGGAGCACUGAAUGAGCUCUGGCUGGGACCAGACAAGAACCACAAGCUGCACUGGUCGCCUGGAGUCAUCAACAGACUGGUUAGCAAGCUCCUUUCCCCCUUUCUGGCAGGAAGACCCUUCACCCUGUGCUGUGAUUUUGGUGGUACCAGUGCCUCCUCAGUGUAAAACAAGUUCUGUUACUGGUAUAUGGCUGUGUCUGCUUUAGCAUUUUCUCUUACUUGUAUGGCUCUAUGCAACUGUGUCUUGUCUGUUCCUUGUCAACAUGUCAUCAUGUAUAUGAUGUAUCGUAGAGUAGGGCAAGGCAAUCACUUGUU